Racocetra persica is the source of this 120-nucleotide messenger RNA. The record is from the annotation of a GenBank genome assembly. NCBI's taxonomy places the organism in Eukaryota, Fungi, Glomeromycota, Glomeromycetes, Diversisporales, Gigasporaceae.
CGUGGAGUUAUAGUCGGUGCAGCACAAAAAGUACCAAUUCCAGCAGAUUCACCUAAUUUUAGAGGACCAUGCUAUGAUUAUCGUCUUUAUUUCGAAAAAAGACCAUUAGAUGCUAACUAG